Mucor velutinosus is the source of this 5601-nucleotide messenger RNA. RefSeq lists its product as uncharacterized. Gene Ontology annotation, molecular function: protein binding. The coding region runs from base 1 to 5601 and encodes 1866 amino acids. The record is from RefSeq and is a predicted model, not a curated record. NCBI's taxonomy places the organism in Eukaryota, Fungi, Mucoromycota, Mucoromycetes, Mucorales, Mucoraceae. The transcript is spliced from 6 exons.
AUGGGGGCGAAACCCAGCAAAAGUAUCAUUGACGAUGAGGAUGCUAUCUCUCGAAUCAAUCAUGCCAGCAGGUCAGCCACAAAUGACAGAUCUUGGUCGCAUCAACACUAUUAUCAGAGAAAGAGGAAUCAUCUCAAGCAAGUGCUGACGCCAAAGAGCAGAAAAAAGAAGAUGGUUACAUCCAAUAAUCAUGAUAAUAACACACCAUUACCAUCGACACAUCAUCCAACAUCUGCUACUACUGCUACUGCUGCUACGACACUGCACGAAACUCCGAGUACCUGUGCAACAGAACACCAAUUGCCUAAUCAAACCAUGGUAAUAGAACAUGUACAAGAACAACAACAACAACAACCAGAGCAGGCCGAAUCCAACUACAUUUUGACCAAACGAUCGUCGCCAUCAAACAGCAGCUCACAUUCGCCGUACGAUCCACUGAAAUCAAAGAAAAUGCGUCGAACCAACUCGCCAUCCGUGGUAGGAUGUAGCAGUGGAAUUGCGACGAAGCAUCUAUCUAUUAUUAGCAAUAAUACAACGCAAACAACAGACUACUCGAACAAAAGCAAUAUAAGCAGUGGUGGUUGGACAACCUUAUCGAAUGACCCAUUCUCUCAGAUCGAAGCAAACACAUCUGCAUUUACCGAAAUCACAGAUCAAUCGACCAUUUCAAGAAAAUCGCUUUAUCCUGUACUGGAGGCCUCUUCUGUCAAUAACGCACCGCCCUCUUAUUAUCACCAUCACCACCAUCAUGCAUCAUCGUCAGUAACAAACGUGCCGCCUGGCAUUUCGUCGUUUGAUAUCCUCGAUCAGCUAGAGAAACACCCUCAGCAUUCGCAUCAUUUAAUUAUUAAGGAGGCAUAUCAAAGGGCGCAGCAACAGAAUGAUGGCUACGACUGGAAUCAAUUCUACCUCGCUAUGCACCAGUAUAUAUCACUGCCAAACAGCUACAAAAGUAUUGGUAUCGUGUAUCUUGCCAAAUGCUUCAUGUUUGGCUUGGGCGUUUCGGUCAACAUUGAACGUGGAUGGAAGCUGCUGAAAUCACAUCCAUCAUGUGAGACAACCUACGCUCUAGGCCGUUGUUAUCUCGAUGGAACCGCUGCUGCUGCUGUUCAUAAAGAAAUCCAGGGGGUAGAUAAAUUAGCCGCGUUUGAAUGCUUUAAAAACGCCAGCGAAUAUGAGGCUACCAACGAGUCCAUACUGUCUACCAUUGGCGAGUCGCAAUGCACAUUAGCCCGCAUGUUGUUCCAAGGUGAAGGUGUUAGCCAGAAUACACAAGAAGCUUUGAACUAUUUAAUGAAGAGUGCCGAAAACAACAACAUGUAUGCACAGUUCCUUAUCGGUGUUCAUUAUGAGCGAGGAUUCGAUAUUGCACAAGAUCUUGAAAAAGCAAAGCAUUAUUAUGGAAAAAGUGCGGACAGAGGCUUUCCAGAUGCACAGGCUGCAUUAGGCAGCAGGUUAAUAGCAGAGGCUAAUUAUGCACAAGGCAUCGAAUGGCUUGAAAAGGCUGUGCAGAUGGGCAAUAGCCGUGCGCACGUACAACUGGGCAUUUUGUAUGAUAAAGGAGAAGGUAUCCAGCAGAACAAUGAUAUGGCUCUCCUUCAUUACAAGGCAGCUGUCGAGAACAAUAAUCAUGCAGCUCAGUAUAUACUCGGUCUGGUUUACUAUUUUGGUCGAUUGGGUAGACAAAAGAACCACAAGGAAGCCAUUCGCUUAAUUAAGCAAUCUGCAAUGGCGGGUUUGCCUUAUGCGCAACGUGUACUGGGCCAACUCUAUCAGCAAGGCAGCAUCAUGUCAUCAUCACACGAUAAUACAACCAAUUCAGACAGCCGACUACGAACAAAGAAGAAUGAACGUGAGGCCAUUCGAUGGUAUAAGCGUGCUGCUGCUGGAAAAGACGUCUGCGCUCUGGGUAUCCUUGGUAAAUGCCAUGAACACGGUAUAGGUGUCGACAUUGACUUGGAAAAAGCACUUGCAUUUUAUGCCAGGGCUGCUGAAGGAGACAGUCCAUACGUUUGCAAUGCGUACAUCGAUCAAGCACUUUUGCUGCAAAAGAUGGCAAGACACACAGACGCUUUUCGCUUGUACACGACGGUAUUGACGAAGGGCGUUGCCGACAAGGACGCCCUAUCGAUUGAAACAGCCAAACUCUCCAUUGCACGAUACCAUCUCUGCCGUGAUAUUCCAAGCGUGCGGUACGAUCCCUUGCUGGCCCAUUCUAUGCUGCAAACUCUGGUUGAAACUACAAACAACCCUCAUGCUCAUUAUUGGUUAGGCUCUAUUUAUGACGAGGGGAUUCCAGGCUUGUUUGAUAUUGACCGUGAAAAGGCAUUCAACCACUUUUUGAUUGCUGCAGAUGCUGGUGACAAUGACGCCACUUUUUUGGUUGCAUAUAUGAUGUCGAAUCAUGUAAUCCCUCACAAGGGCCCCGCUGAUGCCUUUCCAUGGUAUCAAAAGGCUGCUAUCAAGGGCCAUCCCAUGUCCAUGUAUUCGCUGGGCCUCUGCUACUACAAGGGGAUUGCGCAAGAAGACAACAAGCCCAAGCUAGACACUGCCCUGGAAUGGUUUGAGAAGGCUGCUCGACUCGGGGUAUCGGACGCCAUGGCUUACAUGGCUCGUAUCUAUCUGCAGUUUAUGGUAGCAAAUGCAAACCAACCACAAUUAGCUCAGCAACAUUUUGUCAAGGCUGUGCAAUGUCUCAAAAAGUCUGCAGAAAAGAACGACACCUAUGCCCAGCGUGAACUAGGCAAGAUCUAUCUGACAGGAAAAGGCUUGACCACAGACUAUGCAAUGGCCGUUGAUUUACUGAGCAAAGCAGCUGCAAAAAACGAUGCUGAGGCCAUUACUUUCCUGGGCGACUGUUACCACAAAGGUACUGGUGUUGACAAGAACAUGGACACUGCCGUUGAGCAUUAUUUACGUGCUGCGACAUUAGGUUACCCAUACGCUUAUUCAGCUACUGCUGAACUCUAUUACGAAAUUGGCAACAUGGAGCUUGCAUAUGAUUACUAUGUUUUGGCAUCUAAACAAACAAAAAUCGCACACAACAAAAUUGGAAAGACGGCUCGCAUGAUGAUAGCUCGCUUAGCUCUUGGUUACAUUCCUCUCGCUCAAGAAAACCCCACUCUCCUUCAAAACCUCAUCAUGUCCAACAAGACCAUCAGUGCUGAGGCUGCUUUUGACUUGCUGUCUACACUUGCUAUUCAAGACCAGUUUCCUCAGGCAUUUCAACCGCUUGGCUGCUGCUAUCUCAAUGGCACUGGUACUCAAGUGAAUCCAAUGCAAGCCAUCUUUUGGUUCCGUAAAUCUGCGGAAGAGCUCAAUGACAGUAUUGCCUAUUUCAAUCUGGCUGACAUCUAUGGCAGCGGGCUGGUUCAAGGCGUACCUGUGGACAUUCCAUUGGCUCUGUCCUAUUUGAACAAGAGUGCUGAUAUGGGAUACACGGAGGCACAGUAUCGUAUGGGUAUGAUCUAUCUCCAAGGUGAAUAUGGUGUAGGUAUGAACGAACGUACCGCAGCCAACUGGUUCAAACUAUCUGCAGCUAAAUCGCACGCUCAGAGCAUAUGGAUGUUGUCUCAAAUGGCAGGUCUUAUCAACCAAAGCGAAUUAGAGCUGCAGUAUCAAAAGACAGCUGCAUCACUGGGUCAUGUUCUUGCCAUGCGCGUCCUCGGCCAGAAGUACCUUAAACAGCUGGAUGUCCCCUUCUUGAACGCUUUAAUGCAACAAGAGUACCUGCAAGAAGCACUCAAGUACCUCCACAUGGCUGGCGAUGCAGGUGACACAGAGUCGCUGGUUCUUUUAGGCAAAACCUACAACAAUUGCACAAAAACCAAGAUCAAGUUUUCUGCUACCAACACGAACCAGCACCACAGCUUGCCUACACCUAGUAACACGCAUAGCAGCUUCUGUGAUGACGAUGAUGAGGAAGAAGGCGAAUCAAGAUUCCAAUGCGAGGAAGAUGAAAAGAAUUUGGCCAUUGAAUGCUUUGAGCGCGCCUCUGCUCUGGGUGAUAUGGAUGCCACAGUCUACGCAGCAGAAGCCUGGUACGAACAAAAGCAAUACGCAGCCGCAUUAGAAUUUUUUGAAAAAGCUGCAAGUCAAGGCAGUGUUCUAGCACGUUUCUUCUGCGCACGUUAUUGCAUUGAGGGAUACGGCGGCAGUCAAUUGAAUCCAGAAAAAGGCUUCCAGGAGCUGCUGAUAUGCGCCAAUGACCUGAAUUGCGUUCAUGCUUACAAUACGCUGGCUCAGUGUUACGAAAACGGAGUUGGCACAGUAAAAAAUGAUCAACUUGCAUACGAGUGGUACGCGCGUGCAGCAGAUACAACGCACGAUGCCGAAGCUUUCUAUCGCAUUGCUCGCAUGUACGCCCAAGAACGCAUCUCAACUGAAGCCACAGUCAACAAGGACAUGGAAGCCUGCAAAUUCUACAAUCUGGCUGUCAAUGCCACCAGUGACAGCCACGGUCCAUCCUGCUACCAACUGGGCUUGUAUUAUCUCAAGGGCAUUCCCUCACCAUCGAAUAGUAACUCAUUCCUGCUGCCACCUGACAUUUGUUUGUCGAUUGAAUAUCUUAGAACCGCAGCUGACCUCAAUGUACAAGAAGCCAUGCUUCAGCUAGGUGUAUUGUUCCUGAAUGACGACUACUCUUUGGAAGAACAAGAGGAAGGGCUGUCGAGACUGCAGCAUGCUGCUCAGCUGGGUUUGAGAGAAGCCCAAUUCGAACUUGGAUUGUUCUAUCAUCGCGGCAAAGAAGUCAUUGUAUCCAGCCGUUCAGAGGAAGAGGAUCAGGACGAACAGGAGCACACGGAGGAGGACGACCAAGACGAAGAAUGCGUCAUUAUCCCGCAAGAUUUUGAAAAGGCCUACGACCUCUUUUGCAGAUCUGCAGUACAAAAGCACCCGACAGCAACCUUCUAUCUUGGUAUUUACCAUCAACAUGGCAUAUUUGUCGCACCUGAUUUAGCUGUUGCAUUGGAACAGUUCGAAAUUGCGGUGGAACUGUUUGAAAAGUACGACACUGCACCUGACCGAUGGCAAGCCGAAUUCAAUCUUGCUCGCAUCUUGCAUCAUGAUCUGGAAAGCCGUGCUCGUGCAUACCAACUAUUUCAAGCUGCUCAUCUCCAUGCACCUCAAGAAUACAAGUUUCUCUCUGAAAUCAUGAUUGCUCGUUAUCAUCUCCAUGGUUGGGCCAAUGUCACUGUGCAAGCAGAGGAAGCCGCUGCCACACUUAUCCGAUUUGCACAAGAAGAAAAGUACGGCUACCGUGUCUAUUUACAAGUAGGUGAAUGCUUUGAGCAAGGCCUUGGUGUAGAAAAGAACUUGCGUCAAGCAUUCCAUUGGUAUGGCGAGGUUGUGAGUAAAGCUUAUUUGAUCGACCAACAGUCCUCGCAAGAAAUACUACCCAUGAUGCUACUGGAUGAAGAGAUUGAAGAAGAUGAAGCCUCUGCCAUGUUCAAGCUGGCUGAAUUCUAUCGACAAGGCUUGGUGGUGUCUCGAGACACAAAGAAAGCAGAUGAUUUGUAUCGACUUGCUGCUAGAAAAGGCUCUCAGGCUGCCCAAGACUAUCUCUCCCUUAUGCUUCAAAAUACUAAUCUAUAUGACUAA